GAGAAUCACUGCCGGAAGGGGACUUCUCUCUAGCCCUCCUGCUUUCCCUCCACCCUGCACCUCCACAACCUCACGACAGGACAUUUCAGUCUUUUCUGAAAACUUGGGUCAGGGAAAGCAUUUUGGGAAGCUGAGGUGGCGGGUAGGAGGGACAAGGCCACACCCUCUCGCACUCCACUCUGAGCUCGGGAAUAUAGUGAGAACAUUAAAAAUAUUUCAGCUCCUCACUCUGAGUGGAGGACACAAUCCGCCAGUGAAAGUGGGUAACUAACCAGCUGUGAAACACAAAAACAUAUUUACUGUCACACAUCCUUUUACAGCCAAACACCGUGUAUAUUUUAGUGCCCUCUCCCACCUCCUAUUUUUAUCCUUCAGGAGAGAGGCCUGAAUAUGGAGGUGGCCUUAGAUUGUCGGGUACAUAUUUUCCUACCCCCUUUUUCAUCUGCGCGGUUUUCAAAGUGCGUUAACAGAGCCUAUGCAACUCCUGGCGCAAUUGGCUGGCUGAGCCUGAGGAGUGAAGCACCUUCCUUGCUGGCUAAGGAGGGGGCCAGCUGAAGGCUCUUGCCGCGUCGGGUAAUGCUCAAAGGACCCUCAUCACUGGACGGCGUCGGGAGGAAGGAAGAGCGCUCUGAGGUAGGGCAAGAAAGGGUAUAAAGGGGGACGGGGGAGUCCACCACACAAGGACUCAGAAGAAGCCUCAAUAAAAGGCAAAGUGCAUCUUUGCCGGAUGGUGUAGGAAAGGAGAAAUCGGCAGAAGAAAAAGAACACCACCUAAAAGGGUAACCUCGAGCGUCUCUGCUUCUUGGAACACUCUUAACACAGGCUUCCAGCCCAGCCCACCCAGAGCCAGGUGAGCGGCCGCCACCUCUCCGGCAUCUGCAAGACCUGCUCCUUCAUGAACUUGCCAAGAGCGGAGCGCCUUCGCUCCACACCUCCGCGCAGCCUCCGGGGCUCCGAUAGGGAAGACGGCGCGAUCGAUAUCCUGGGAGAGGAGGAAGAUGAAGAAGAGGAGGAGGAAGAGGAAGACGAGGAACCCGAGGGAAGCCAGCGGCUCCUAGAGCCGCUGCACCAGCCGGAGCCGCAGAAGGCGCGGCGGGGCGCGGGCGCGGGUGCGCUUCCCGGAGAGCGCACCGAGAGCGGCGGCGGCGGCGGCGGCCCAAGCGACUCCUCCGAGUUUGGCCCCAAGUUUGGGGCACCGAUGGGGUCUGCGGCGGCCUCUGCGGGCGCCCCGCAGCCGGCGAAGCCCCCGUACUCAUACAUCGCGCUCAUCACCAUGGCCAUUCUGCAGAGCCCACACAAGCGCCUCACGCUCAGCGGCAUCUGCGCCUUCAUCAGUGGCCGCUUCCCUUACUACCGUCGCAAGUUCCCCGCCUGGCAAAACAGCAUCCGCCACAACCUCUCCCUCAACGACUGCUUCGUCAAAAUCCCCCGGGAGCCGGGACACCCUGGCAAGGGCAACUACUGGAGCCUGGACCCCGCCUCCCAGGACAUGUUCGACAACGGCAGCUUCCUUCGGCGCAGGAAGCGCUUCAAGCGCCACCACCCGCCUCCGGGAGCCCACCUGCACCACCCCUUCCCCCUGCCCGCUGCGCCCGCCGCCCUGCAUGCCCCCUACCCGGGCAUGCUGCUCGGGCCCCCGGCCCCGCCGCAGCCUGUCCCGGGGACCUAUCCCGCCUCCACUCCCGGGAGCCGCCCGUGCGCGCUGCUGCAUCCUCAUCCCCUCCGCUACCUGCUGCUCUCUGCCCCGGCCUACGCUGAGGCGCCCAGGAAAGCGCAAGGCGCGGACCUGGUGACCCCAGCGCCCUUCCGGCGCUGCAGCCCACGCUAGGCUCCCAGCCUUGGGAGGAGGGCAAGGGGCCGGCGUCGCGGCCGGCAGGCGGAUGCACCUCCUUCAGCAUCGAGAGUAUCCUGCAAGGGGUCCGGGAAGCUGGUACAGGCGCCGCUCAGAGUCUGCCCCCGACCCCGUGGGGUUACCGCCACCUGCUGCAGCGCCCGUCGUGCCUGUUGCAUCCUCAGGCCGCUGCCCCCUUGCUCCACGUCUCCGCCGCCGCCCAGCAGCAGCAGCAGCAGCAGCAGCAGCAGCAGCAGCAGCAGCAGGACUCUGCCAGCGGCUGCGCUCCCAGCAAGGGCGCUCUGCUGGGCCGGCACCUGUCCGCCACCGCGGCGCUCCUGGGGUGUCAGCCUGGAGUAGAGGGCUCUAGGCUGACGUCGCUGGUCGCCCUUUCGGGCGGAGAGGGGACCUCACCGGCCUUUUGAAUAGCACCCACACCUGCCCUGGACCCGACUCCUUGGGGCGGACAGGGAGCCAACCUGGAGGGCGGAGCCACCCGGGGUCACGCUUUCCUCGCCGCCUGCCCUGGCGCACUCCACCUUCCACAGCCGGGACCAAGAGUGUGUACCUGCAUCCUACAGCGGAGCAACCACUAAUUUCGGUUCGCAGCGAAAUACUUACAAAGGAAAAGUGGUUAUUGUUCCCUUAAGACAACCUGAACGUAAAUGUUCGAUGGCGUCAGCGUCGAACAUUUCUUUUCCAGCCUCCAGUCGUGACUUCCAAGGCUUUUCCGAUUUGCACAUUUCCAGAGGAACUAUGAACGUGAGUGGGGCAUUUUGUUCUGUUGUUAAAAGAAAAACCAAGAAAAUAAAUCGUCCAAUGCACAACGUUUCCCCCAUCUUCACUCCCUAGGAACUGCAAGUAUUAUUCCCAAAUCCAGCGCAGAAUCCUUGUGCCCUUUUUGUCUUCCUGAAAUCAAUGUGUAAUAUGAGUAGAAUUUUAAUUUCAGAGGAUUUAUUUCUGAUCUGUAUGUCUGAUGUGCCAUCUUCCGUGGAGAGGUGUUAAAAUUAAAGCUAACUAUAUGGACUAAAUA
Delphinapterus leucas (beluga whale) is the source of this 2864-nucleotide messenger RNA. The record is from RefSeq and is a predicted model, not a curated record. NCBI's taxonomy places the organism in Eukaryota, Metazoa, Chordata, Mammalia, Artiodactyla, Monodontidae.